Messenger RNA from Mesocricetus auratus (golden hamster), 794 nucleotides. RefSeq names its product B-box and SPRY domain containing (gene Bspry). Bases 133 to 564 code for a protein of 143 amino acids. The transcript is spliced from 5 exons. The record is from RefSeq and is a predicted model, not a curated record. NCBI's taxonomy places the organism in Eukaryota, Metazoa, Chordata, Mammalia, Rodentia, Cricetidae.
AGAACCAGAUUGUGGAGCAGUAUGAGAGGCUACAGGUCAGGGCAUCACCGAGUCUGAGCGGAGGUCCUGGAAAGGAAGACUCAGAAAGCCGUGAGCAUGGCUAGUGCAACGCAGGAACUGGUUAUCUAGAGGAUGAGUCUGGUGAGGAGCAUGUGUGAGAGUGAGGGACAACAGUUACUGGAGCAAGUGUAUGGUGAAGAGAAGAGGGUCAACCAGAGUAUCCUGACUGAGCUGGCCUAUUGGACCGAGGAACUGAAGAAGCUGGACAACAUCCAGACCAGCCUGGUUGGCAUGCUAACCCAUCUAGAUGACCUCCAGCUGGUUGCAAGUCAGGAGAGGGAGAAGGAGCAGGAGGUUUUUGACAGGCAGCACGAGCCUCUGGCAUUGCUUCAGUGCCCAGCACAGCGGGGCGUGCUGCUGGACCUCCAAGCAGGAGAGCUGCUCUUCUGUGAGCCUGCCUUGGGGACAGUCCUUCACAUCCACCGCUCAUCCUUCUCUCAGCCGCUGUCCCCAGUCUUUGCCGUGGCAGACCAGGUCAUCUCCAUCGUCCACUGGCCACAGUGAGAUCAGACCCACCUCCUCAUCACCCUUGUAGCACAUUUUCAAGGUCUGCAGUCCAGGCUCUCAUGCCCUUCUGCCACCUGGCCUGCACUCCAGACUCCCCCAGCUGCAGACUUGUCUGUGGAAAGUACCCUGCAGAGGAGAACUUCUGCUCCCCCGCUCUUCUGCUGUCUGCCCCACUUAACCCUGCAGUACUGUCAAUAAAGGAGACUGUCUUGUCUCUGUCUCUCACA